GGAAUACCAAGUCAAAACCCUAAAAAUGGGGUUUAGAGUCUUUGCUGUACUGUCUUAGGAGCAGUGAACUACCCCUUUUACUCAUAUCCUAUCCUAAAAUAUAAUCUGCUCUUCUCUAUUUUCAAAAUUUGAUCCAAGGAGGAAGACACUAGCGAUUUUUCAACAUGGAGGUGGAAUACCCAGUUAAGGGCCUUGACAAUGAUGUAAGCGAAGAGGAGGAAGAAGAAGAAGAAGGAAACAGAAGCAUUUCAAAAUCUCGGAAAAAAUUAGCUGGGGAGCAUAAAGAUCAGUUGCAAAAACUUAAAGAAAAGGACCCUGAAUUCUAUCAAUUCUUACAAGAGCAUGAUGAGGAGCUUCUACAAUUUGAUGAUGAGGAUAUUGAGGAAGAUGUUGAUACUGAUGCAGAGGAGGCGAAAAUGCAAGUGGAUGAGGAAAUUAGUGGUCAUGAUAUUGCUGAAAAGGAAGAGAAACCAUCUAAAAAUGUUAUUACUAGUGCAAUGGUUGACUCUUGGUGUAAUUCAGUUCGAGAAGACGGAAAAAUAGGUGCUCUUCGUUCUCUUAUAAAAGCUUUUAGAAUUGCAUGCCACUAUGGUGAUGAUGGUGCGGAUGACUCUUCAAUGAAGUUUACUAUCAUGUCCAGCAGUGUCUUUAAUAAGAUAAUGUCAUUUGUACUCGGUGAAAUGGAUGGAAUUCUUCGUAAAUUGUUGGGGCUACCUGCUUCUGGUGGUAAGAAAGAAACUAUAAAUGAUUUGAUGAUCACAAGAAAAUGGAAGAACUAUAACCACCUGGUGAAGUCGUAUUUGGGAAAUGCUCUACAUGUUUUAAACCAAAUGACUGACACAGACAUGAUAUCUUUUACAUUACGGCAUCUCAAAUAUUCAGCUGUACUCUUGGCUGCUUUUCCAAAUCUAUUACGGAAGUAUACCAAGGUUGUCCUUCACUUUUGGGGUACAGGAGGAGGUGCACUCCCUGUUGUCUGUUUUCUUUUUCUGAGAGAUUUAUGUAUUCGACUUGGAUCUGACUGUGUAGAUGAAUGCUUCAAAGGCAUAUACAAAGCUUAUGUUUUGAAUUGUCAGUUCAUAAAUGCUGCUAAGCUACAGCAUAUACAGUUUCUUGGGAAUUGUGUCAUAGAACUUCUUGGGGUGGAUCUUCCAACUGCUUAUCAACAUGCCUUUGUUUUCAUCAGACAAUUGGCGAUGAUUUUGCGGGAUGCUAUUACUAUGAAAACUAAGGAAUCAUUUCGCAAGGUUUAUGAAUGGAAGUUCAUAAAUUGCCUUGAGCUUUGGACUGGAGCUAUCUGUGCCUAUAGUUCAGAAGCUGAUUUUAGGCCUCUUGCUUAUCCAUUGACCCAAAUAAUUUCCGGAGUUGCUCGCCUAGUUCCAACUGCUCGAUAUUUCCCCCUUAGAUUGAGGUGUGUUAGAAUGCUCAAUCGGAUUGCUGCUUCUGCUGGUACUUUCAUACCUGUUUCUACACUGCUUUUGGACAUGCUGGAGAUGAAAGAAUUGAAUAGGCGCCCUACUGGAGGUGUUGGGAAAGCUAUUGAUUUGCGUACCAUGCUGAAGGUGAGCAAACCUACCCUAAAGACACGAGCAUAUCAGGAAGCAUGCGUAUUUUCUGUGAUAGAAGAGCUUGCUGAACAUUUAGCUCAAUGGAGCUAUUCUGUUGCUUUCUUUGAACUGUCUUUUGUUCCAUCUGUGCGGUUACGUAAUUUUUACAAAAGUACCAAAGUUGAAAGGUUCAGAAAAGAAAUACGUGAGCUUAUUCAUCAGGUUGAGGCUAAUUCCAAGUUUACGAAUGAAAAGCGUAUGUCAAUAAAUUUUCUACCAAAUGAUCCAGCAGCUACAGCUUUUCUUGAGGACGAGAAAAAGUCAGGGGCCAGCCCUCUGUCACGGUAUGUUGCAACUCUGCGACAGAGAGCACAACAACGAUAUGAGUCAUUGGAGGAAUCCAGUGUCCUUGUAGGUGAACACUCUUUUGUCUUUGGGAAUAAGGCGUCCGAAAUGAUAGAAGAUGAAGAUGAUGAUGCUGAAAAUGAGAAAGGUGCAGCCAUCUUUAGCUCCUCUUGGUUACCAGGAGGUGAAUCCAGGAUCAAGGCUUCUAAGGAGAAAAAGAAAACGAAGAAGAGAACAGGGAGGCAGCAAGAAGCAGCAACUCUGGAUGAAGAUGUUGUGGAGGACCUGGUACUUAGUUCUGAUGAAGAUGGAUCUCUGAAUGACUCCGUUGCUUCUUCUGAAGAUGAUGAUGAGAAAUUGGCGUCUCCUAAACGGCAGUGUAAGCAGCGGAAACCUUCUAAAAAUUUUCCAAAGAAGAAAUCUCGUCCAAAGAAGUCAAAGAAGAAAAAUUCUGCAUGCCAUACCUCUUCUGAUGGUAAAGGUGAUAAAGCAAAACCAGUGCCUCCUAAACAGCACAGCAAGAAGCCGAAACCUUCUGGAAUCUUGUCAAAGAAGAAUGUACAAUCUCAGACAAAGAAGAGGAAAAGAACUAAUUAAUUGUUUAGCAAAGUUGAAAAGAUUUUUAUCAUUAAUAUUGAGGAUAUGAUUUGUUUUGGCAUUAAUAUUAAGCACUAUAAAUUGCCAUAAAAUAUGAAUUUUAAAUUA
Molecule: messenger RNA, 2597 nt
Organism: Hevea brasiliensis (rubber tree)
Lineage: Eukaryota; Viridiplantae; Streptophyta; Magnoliopsida; Malpighiales; Euphorbiaceae
Product: nucleolar complex-associated protein 2
Exons: 11
Coding region: 165-2489 (774 amino acids)
Biological process (GO): ribosomal large subunit biogenesis
Cellular component (GO): Noc1p-Noc2p complex; nucleoplasm; Noc2p-Noc3p complex
Source: RefSeq, a predicted model, not a curated record